Molecule: messenger RNA, 6460 nt
Organism: Chrysemys picta bellii (western painted turtle)
Lineage: Eukaryota; Metazoa; Chordata; Testudines; Emydidae
Gene: PTPN21
Product: protein tyrosine phosphatase non-receptor type 21
Biological process (GO): protein dephosphorylation
Cellular component (GO): cytoskeleton
Molecular function (GO): protein tyrosine phosphatase activity
Source: RefSeq, a predicted model, not a curated record
GGGAACGCCUCCAGGAAAAGAAAUGAAAUGCAGAGCGAGAGAGAGAUGAUUUGAAAUAGUCCAGCGAACACAUUUUGUGCUCAAGCAGCACAAUAUCCUUGGUCCCAUGAAAGGUGUCUGCAAAGCUGGCUGCUGCUGCAGGUUUAUUUGGCUGCAAUAUCGUUCCCCUCCCAGUCCCUGACUCUUUACCCAGUGGAAUGAUAUCCAGAGCAAGGGCUUUGAGACAGGAAGUGAGGCGUGUUUUCACUAUGAGUGAUCUGAGAAGAAGGCGGGUGAGCGGAGCUAGCAGCUGUUUCAUGCAAGGGGAGCACAAUAAGUCCGUUUCCCAGGAAUUUAGAUGAGGUGGCUUCAGGGGAAGAACUCCGCGCUGCUGAUGAGGUUUCACAGCUAAAGAUGUGGGAAGGGAUACGCUGUGUCUUUGGCUCACUGCAGCAGGGAUCAGAGAAAAGAGCAUAAUCUGAUAUACAACCUGUUCAAUACCAAGGCAGAGGAAAGCGAGCUCGGUAAAUCACUUCUGGACUCUCUCCCUUCUUGUUAGAACUGCUGUGAAAACUCCCUCCAGUUAGAGCUUGGUGGAGGACCUGCUCUUCUUUAAUGGCUGCUGCUGCCGCUGCUGGUUGAUUGGCAGGAUACUUCAGGGCUCCUAUUGCUUGGGAGAAGACUGCUACUUCCCUUCAUUUUCCAGCGUGGUGAUAGCUUUUCAUCACUGUCUGUGGGGAAAGAUGCCGUUACCUUUUGGGCUCAAAUUGAAACGAACUCGACGUUACACAGUGUCCAGCAAGAGCUGCUUGGUGGCCCGCAUCCAGCUGCUCAACAAUGAAUUUGUGGAGUUUACUCUUUCUGUGGAGAGCACCGGUCAGGAAAGUCUGGAGGCUGUGGCUCAGAGACUCGAACUGCGGGAGAUUACUUAUUUCAGUCUGUGGUAUUACAAUAAGCAGAACCAGCGCCGGUGGGUAGAUUUGGACAAGCCUCUAAAAAAGCAACUGGACAAAUAUGCUUUGGAGCCGACGGUAUAUUUUGGAGUGGUGUUUUAUGUGCCUACUGUUUCUCAGCUUCAGCAGGAGAUUACCAGAUACCAGUAUUAUUUGCAACUGAAGAAAGAUAUCUUGGAGGGAAACAUUCCUUGCACAUUAGAGCAAGCAAUUCAUCUGGCUGGCUUAGCUGUUCAAGCUGACUUUGGAGACUACGAUCAGUAUGAAUCUCAAGAAUUUCUACAAAGAUUUGCCUUGUUUCCUGUGGGUUGGUUACAAGAGGAAAAAGUCCUGGAGGAAGCAACACAGAAAGUGGCCUUGCUGCAUCAAAAGUACAGAGGCCUUACACCUCCUGAUGCAGAAAUGUUAUAUAUGCAAGAGGUAGAGAGAAUGGAAGGCUAUGGUGAAGAGAGCUACCCUGCAAAGGACAGCCAGGGAAGUGACCUAUUUAUUGGAGCAUGUCUUGAUGGUAUCUUUGUGAAACACAAAAAUGGCCGGCCUCCUGUUGUAUUUCGGUGGCAUGACAUUGCCAAUAUGUCCCACAACAAGUCCUUUUUUGCAUUAGAACUGGCAAAUAAAGAAGAGACAAUCCAGUUCCAAACUGAGGACAUGGAAACCGCAAAAUAUGUGUGGAGGAUGUGUGUGGCCAGACACAAAUUUUACAGACUAAAUAAAUGUAGCCUAGACUCCCCAGACUCUCCACCUGUGGAAGGCUCUCAGAAACCUUUCCUCAUUCUUUCCUUUCCACGCUUUCCAAUUCUUUCUCGUCCUUCUCUUCCCAAAGGACAAACCCAGGCUGUUACAGUGAAUCCAGUUAGAAGGAGGUCCUCUUCCAGGAUGUCUCUGCCCAAGCCACAGCCUUACAUGAUGCAACCACCACCUCCUCUACAUUACAAUGGACACUACACGGAACCAUAUACAUCGUCCCAAGAUAACCUUUUUGUGAACAAGCAGAAUGGAUACUACUACCACUCUCAGACUAGCUUGGAUAGAGCUCCACAUGACUACAAUGGCAGAAUUCGCAAUGGGAGUGUCUAUAGCGCACACAGCACUAACUCUUUGAAUAACCCACAGCACUACUUGCAGCCAUCUCCCAUGUCCUCUAACCCAAGCAUUACUGGAAGCGAUGUCCUGAGACCUGAUUAUGUUCCGUCGCAUCGACAUAGUGCGCUAAUACCACCUUCUUAUCGGCCUACGCCAGAUUAUGAAACUGUAAUGAGACAGCUUAACAGAGGAAUGAUACACACAGAUAGGCAGAGUCAUUCUAUGAGAAAUCUUAACAUCAGCAAUUCAUAUGCAUACAGUAGGCCUGAUGCUCUGGUCUAUAGCCAACCUGAAAUCCGAGAACAUGCUCACUUCACCUCCCCGCAAUCUAAUCACUAUCCUUUUAACCUGAGUUACAGUUUUCAUAGCCAGUCUCCCUACCCAUACCCUGCUGAACGGCGUCCAGUUGUUGGAGCAGUUAGUGUCCCUGAGCUGACAAAUGUGCAGCUUCAGGCUCAGGAGUAUCCAGCACCAAACAUCAUGAAGACCCAGGUCUAUCGACCUCCUCCCCCUUACCCAUACCCAAGACCUGCAAACAGUACCCCAGACCUGUCCCGACAUCUUUACAUUAGCAGCAGCAAUCCAGAUCUCAUCACGCGGCGAGUCCACCAUUCAGUUCAGACGUUUCAGGAAGACAGCCUGCCUGUUGCACAUUCCCUUCAGGAAGUGAGUGAGCCCUUAACAUCAGCACGGCAUGCUCAGCUACAGAAAAGGAACAGUAUUGAAAUAGCUGGACUUACCCACAACUUUGAAGGCAUAAGAAUUAAAGAGCGGACCAUGUCAGCUUCUGCUGCAGAUGUGGCUCUUCCAAGGGUCAUGUUGGCAGGGUCACAGCCCAGCAUUUUCAUAGAGAGAACAAAGCAAGAAGAAAAUAAGGAGCAAGAAGAAAGUUUGAACUGUGAUCAUAAGAAGUCUCUUUCAGAUGCCACUAUGCUGAUUCACAGCAGCGAGGAAGAGGAAGAAUUUGAAGAAGAAAACAAAGCUAGUACAACUCUGACUCCUCUCACUGAUGAUCAAACCCAGCUUUCUGCUAUUAUGGGUGGCUAUCCUCAGGAAUCCUUACUAAGUUACCCCUACAGUUCUGUUGCUUCACCUCCUGGCCCUUUGCAUAUCCUUGAGCCUAAGUUACAUAUUUCGGAGACGGAAAAGAGGAUAAAAGAUGUGAGCCCAGUACACUUAAUGGCUGAAACCCAGGUGCAGAGAAGAGGUGAAGGAUUGCUGACUCCGUCUAUGUCAGAAUCUGACCUUACGACUUCGGGAAGGUACAGAGUGAGAAAGGAUUCUCUAAAGAAGAGACCCGUCUCUGAUCUUCUGUCAGGGAAGAAGAAUAUAGUGGAAGGUCUUCCCCCUUUAGGAGGUAUGAAAAAGAAUAGAACUGAUGCAAAAAAAAUAGGGCCUCUGAAGCUAGCUGCCCUAAAUGGACUAACCUUGUCUCGCAUGCCUUUGCCAGAUGAGGGUAAAGAAGAGCCUACCAGAGCAACAAAUGAUGAACGGUGUAAAAUUCUAGAACAACGGCUGGAACAGGGAAUGGUGUUUACCGAGUAUGAGCAGAUUCAAAAGAAAAGGCUCAUAGAUGGAGAGUGCUCAAUAGCUCGGCUCCCUGAAAAUGCAGAGAGAAACAGGUUCCAGGAUGUCCUUCCCUAUGAUGAUGCCAGAGUGGAGCUGGUCCCAACCAAAGAAAACAACACUGGCUAUAUCAAUGCAUCCCAUAUUAAGGUCUCUGUCAGUGGCAUUGAGUGGGACUAUAUUGCUACACAGGGCCCUUUGCAGAAUACAUGUCAGGAUUUCUGGCAGAUGGUGUGGGAACAAGGGAUUGCCAUUAUAGCAAUGGUGACAGCAGAAGAGGAGGGUGGGCGAGAAAAGAGUUUCAGGUACUGGCCCCGACUUGGCUCAAGGCACAACACUGUCACCUAUGGGAGAUUUAAGAUUACUACACGAUUCCGGACAGACUCUGGCUGCUAUGCAACUACAGGCUUGAAGAUCAAACACCUUCUCACAGGGCAGGAGAGAACAGUUUGGCAUCUGCAGUACACUGACUGGCCAGAGCAUGGGUGCCCAGAGGAUCCCAAGGGAUUUCUGUCGUACUUGGAGGAGAUACAGUCAGUGCGGCGCCAUACAAACAGCACAGCAGAUCCUAAAAGCUCUAACCCUCCUGUACUGGUGCACUGCAGCGCAGGUGUAGGAAGAACGGGAGUGGUCAUAUUGUCAGAGAUCAUGAUUGCCUGUUUGGAACACAAUGAGAUGCUGGACAUCCCAAGAGUGCUGGACAUGCUGAGGCAGCAGAGGAUGAUGAUGGUGCAGACUCUCUGUCAAUACACUUUCGUCUAUGGAGUUCUUAUUCAGUUCCUUAAAAGUUCUAGGCUUAUAUGACGCCCACCACUUCCUGUGGGACUGAAUCAUCUCAAGAGUUUAUAAAAGGAGAAUUGCAGUUGUCCAGACAUACUUGCCUUUCGGGUGUUUUCCUCAAUAGAUAACUCAUGCAGAGUUACCUUUUUGGCAUGGUAUGGGGAUAUUAAAUGCAAGUCCAAGGUAUCAACCUUUGCAAAGCAAGAUAUUGACUGGGCUAACUUCUUUCUGUGUUCAGCUAUGUUAGGAAGGUUCUAACAUAACACAACUGUGCUCUUGUGAAGUACCUGCCCACUUUCUUGAUAUUGUGUUACUCUGGGUAAAUUAACUGUCAACUUUACCAAAAGUACACUAGGCAAUUUUGGAAAUAACCUAUGGUUUUUUAAGUCUAAAUUGCUUUUUUAAAAACAGAGCAUUAGCUCUAAGUAUGGAAAAAAUAUCUGUAGAGUUGCAUAGCGAGGGGCAUGACUGCCCCAUUGGAAUGCCAAGGUCUUAAGUAGUCUCACUCUACUUUCCAUUUUGUAUUUAAAACAAUGCUAAUAUAUUUUUUAAAAUAGACUUGGUUUCUUCUGGUUCAUUUAGCAGAACCAGCAGCUGCUAGAAACCUAAAAACAUCAGGACAGUUAUUUUUCUAUUCAGCAAAUUUAAUUUUUUUAGUCUUCAAAGAGAGAUACAUUUUUAAACAGCACAAGGUUUCAGAGAAGAGCAGAAACGAAGACACUCAAAUUAACUUUUCAGGAUUUGUACAAAAGUGAAAAGUACAAGAGGAAACUGUUGGUACCUGUAGAGUUCCAGGUAGUAGAAUCAGCAAGAGAAAAGUCUUGUUACCUGCCGAGUGCUAGGUAAUAAAAUAGGCAAGUAGAAGGCAUUGUUGCCUACAUAUUUCUAGGUGACAUAAAUGGUAAGAGAGAGGCACAGUUACCUACAGAGUUGUAGGUAAUAAUCAGCAAGGGGAAGAGGUUAUUGUCAAUGGUUUUAGGUAAAAGUAAAUGAACAAGAGAAGGUCAGUUACCUACAGGGUUCUAGGUAACAAAAUGGACAAGAGGAGGUAUAUAUUCAGUAUUAUUCAUAUAUUUAGAGGACAGUUUGAUUUUACUGGUUGAAAUCGAAGUGGAUGCAAAUGAUGUUUUAAGCACUUUUUUUUUUUUGCUCUUAUUUAUAUAGCUAAGCAUAUAAACUGUAACCAUAUAUCAUUGAAUAGAUUAAAGUACCAUUACUAACCUAACUGUUAAUUUAGGAAGAGCCUUUGGAAAUGAUGAAGUGAGAGAUAAUAGAACUUAAAAGUAGGAAGUUGCAUAGUGGUGAAUGGGGACUGAGUAUGUGCAAAUGAUGGUGCAAAUGUGACGGCUGUGAUUUUUGGUUGCACAUGGUUAGUGCAAAGACUUCAGUAUUAAUUUUUACUCUCUCUAGCAAGAAAAGCUUAAAAACAUCUUAAUUUACAGUAGAAUUCCUGAGCUUAUUUUGUUAAUCAGCUGAAAGGUUUUCGUUAGCCUUGUAUGGUAUUGCUGAGUUAAGGGUGUUUGAUAUACAGGAGGCCAUCUGAGAAUGAUAGCAACACUCAGAAAUGAUAACUGAUGAUGAUGGAGAUGUGGGUAUUUGCUCAAAAGAAGGCAGCAUGGUCACUGGAUGGGGCAUGAAACUGGAAGUCAAGAGACCUGAUGGUCUGUUCCCUCUUCUGCCACUAAUUCACUGUGUGACCUAAGUCAGAUCACUUCACCUCUCUGUGCCUCUAUUUGUAAAACAGGGGUAAUAAUGUUUCCCCACCAUUGUAAAGGCUUUGAGAUUUAGAGACAAACAGCUCGAUUCAAGAGCUCUCUCUGUUGUUUGUAGAUGUCUAGUGGUCAAUUGACUCCCUAAAUCUUUGGAGGACCAGUCAGUGAACAAACAGACAAACAUAUUGUACCUCCCCCAGAGAUCCCUGCUCCACGGAAUGGAAUGGGAUUAGCAUUUAUUUGUUAGUCAUUUUUAUGACUGUCAGGAUGGUGCGAUUUACUUCUGAUUAGCUGUGAGGAAGCUUUAAGCCCUAGUGUAAGAGACUAAAAGCUCCCUUCACAAGAAAAAAUUAUGUGCAAUUUUUAAUUAAAGGAUAAUAAAGGGUU